AUGGCAACCGAAGCUUCAAGAAACAGUAUUGUCAUUGUUGGUGCGGGUAUCAUCGGUCUCGAUGUUGCUCUGGUGCUUGCCGAGCAGGGCUACGGAAAGUUGAUUACUGUCGUCGCGGAGCACCUUCCCGGCGACACAUCGAUUACUUACACAUCACCAUGGGCCGGCUGUAACUUCUCAGCCAUCUCCGGCAGCGAUGCCAACGCCUUGAAAUGGGACCGCUUGGGCUAUUCUCAUCUUUGUAGACUUGCCUCCGAAGUAGGGCCAGAGUCUUUCGUUCAAAGAACUCCAUCGAUUGAGAUGUGGGACGAAGUCGUUCCUCAUGAUAAAAUCAGGUUCAUGGCCGAAUACCUUGAGGAUGUACGAAUCCCCCAAGUCCUCCCACAAGAUGAUCUUCCGGCAGGCGUCAAAUUUGCCGUCUCAUUUACAACAUUGACAGUAAAUGCCCCGGCCCAUCUCCAGUACCUUUACCAGCGGUUGAAGGACCAGUAUGGUGUGCGAUUUAUCAGGCAAAAGAUUCCUGACAUUCAGUCCGCAUACGCCAGCCCGACCACAAAGAUUGUUUUCAACUGCAUUGGAAAUGCCGCUCGUACUCUUCCUGGUGUUACAGACGAGAAGUGUUACCCAACUAGAGGCCAGGUUGUAUUGACUAGAGCACCACAAGUUCAAACGAAUAUUAUGCGUCAUGGAAGGGAUUACGAAACCUAUGUAAUACCUCGGCCAGGUUCCAAUGGCAACGUCAUCUUAGGGGGUUACAUGCAAAAGGGAAAUGGUGACGGGGCUACGUACUCGCAUGAAACAACUUCAAUAGUAGAACGCACCCACGAACUCAGUGCUGAGCUCCAGGAUGGAGGAGCUGAGAUCUUGGCUGUCGUUGCAGGUCUCAGACCUUCUCGUGAUGGUGGUGCUCUUGUAGCAAGAGACGAGGUUGCUAUAAGCGGAAAGAAUCUGCCCAUUAUCCACAAUUAUGGUGCAGGCGGCACUGGGUUUCAAGCAGGCUAUGGCAUGGCCAUGGAAGCCGUAGAAUCUGCCCAUGAUAUACUGCGGAGCCUUGGGAAUUCUGAGACCCGAGCCCGACUGUAG
Colletotrichum truncatum is the source of this 1083-nucleotide messenger RNA. NCBI's taxonomy places the organism in Eukaryota, Fungi, Ascomycota, Sordariomycetes, Glomerellales, Glomerellaceae. The record is from RefSeq and is a predicted model, not a curated record.